CUGACAUGAUUCACUGAUUUUCUAAAUAUAAUUAUUUUAGCUGUAAUUAUUUUCAGACUCCUAAAAUGUUAUAAUAAUGAUUAUUUUUAAUGAGUUUUUAUGGUAUUUUAGGUUCCUCUUGAAUUUCGAGUCUUUCAAGUUUUUGCCAACUUUGAGAAGAAAUUGACUACCUGGACUAUGGAACUAAAUAUAAACAAUUGGUAGAAAGAACCCUGACAGCCUCACAGCAAAAUGAGGUUCUUUCUGCUACUUUCCGCCAUCGGGCUCUGCUGGGCUCAAUACACACCACAUACUUGGCAGGGACGCACGUCUAUCGUUCAUCUGUUUGAGUGGCGCUGGAACGAUAUUGCUGAGGAAUGUGAACGAUACUUAGCUCCAAAGGGAUUUGGAGGUGUACAGGUUUCUCCCCCCAAUGAAAAUAUUAUUGUAAACAACCCAUAUAGACCUUGGUGGGAAAGAUAUCAACCAGUUAGUUAUAAAAUAUGCUCAAGAUCUGGAGGUGAAACAGAAUUCAGAAACAUGGUGACUAGGUGUAACAAUGUUGGAGUCCGAAUUUAUGUGGAUGCUGUGAUCAAUCACAUGUGUGGUGACGGCAAUGGUGCAGGAACAAACAGUAUUUGUGGAAGUUACUACAAUACUCAAAAUAGGGAGUUUUCUGGGGUCCCAUAUUCUGCUUGGGAUUUUAAUGAUGGCAAAUGUAAAACUUCGAGUGGAGGCAUUGAGUCCUAUAAUGAUGCUGCUCAGGUCAGAGACUGCCGUCUCACUGGUCUUCUGGAUCUUGCACUGGAGAAGGAUUAUGUGCGUACCAAGAUUGCCGACUACCUGAACAAGCUUAUUGACAUUGGUGUAGCAGGGUUCAGACUUGAUGCUUCUAAGCACAUGUGGCCUGGAGACAUCAAGGCAAUUUUGGAUAAACUGAAUAAUCUCAACACAAAGUGGUUCUCUGCAGGAAGUCGACCUUUCAUUUUCCAAGAGGUAAUUGAUCUGGGCGGUGAAGCAAUUACAAGUAGUGAAUACUUUGGAAAUGGCCGUGUGACAGAAUUCAAGUAUGGGGCCAAACUAGGUACAGUUAUUCGCAAGUGGAAUGGAGAGAAGAUGGCUUACUUAAAGAACUGGGGAGAAGGAUGGGGCUUCAUGCCUUCUGACAGAGCCCUUGUCUUUGUGGAUAACCAUGACAAUCAACGAGGUCAUGGAGCUGGAGGAGCAUCUAUUCUUACAUUCUGGGAUUCCAGAAUGUAUAAAAUGGCUGUGGGCUUUAUGCUUGCUCAUCCUUAUGGAUUUACACGAGUAAUGUCAAGCUAUCGUUGGGACCGAUAUUUUCAGAAUGGAAAUGAUGUUAAUGAUUGGAUGGGACCACCAAACGACAAUGGAGUCAUCAAAGAAGUAACUAUCAAUGCAGACACAACUUGUGGCAAUGGCUGGAUCUGUGAACAUCGCUGGCGUCAAAUAAGGAACAUGGUUGCCUUCCGAAACGUAGCUGAUGGCCAACCUUUUUCAAACUGGUGGGAUAAUGGAAGCAACCAAGUAGCUUUUGGAAGAGGAAACAAAGCAUUCAUUGUCUUUAACAAUGAUGACUGGUCAUUGUCAUCUACUUUGCAAACUGGUCUACCUGCUGGCACAUAUUGUGAUGUCAUUUCUGGAGAUAAAAUUGAUGGCAACUGCACAGGAAUUAAAGUCUAUGUUUCUGAUGAUGGCAAGGCACAAUUUUUUAUUAGUAACUCUGCAGAAGACCCCUUUAUUGCCAUUCAUGCUGAAUCAAAAUUAUAAAGUUCAAAUUAAAUACAUGUAGAGAAAGCAUAA
Messenger RNA from Cavia porcellus (domestic guinea pig), 1800 nucleotides. Its product is annotated as pancreatic alpha-amylase. Gene Ontology annotation, molecular function: alpha-amylase activity; cation binding. Bases 232 to 1767 code for a protein of 511 amino acids. The record is from RefSeq and is a predicted model, not a curated record. Gene Ontology annotation, biological process: carbohydrate metabolic process. The transcript has 11 exons. NCBI's taxonomy places the organism in Eukaryota, Metazoa, Chordata, Mammalia, Rodentia, Caviidae.